UGUAUCAAACACUGCGAAUCUUUAUAUACAACAAUAUUAUAAAUUAAUUUCUGCUGAUAUUGAACAAAAAACUGGCCAAAAGCCUAAACAAAAAAAAACUAAAUUAAAUGGUGUGUUUGUCUUUGGACUUCAAUUAGAACAAAUUAGUAAAAUUCGGGAUAAAUGGUCUUCAGCAAAAAGAUGUAAACCAUUUGAAGAUCUUGGUAACUCAAUGCAGUUAAAGCGUAGUAAAAAAUUUGGAAAUCAGAUUUUAGAUUUAUUUGAAGAACAAGUAUUACAAACAUUUAAUGAAGAAGAUAAAGUUUUACUUGAAGGAUUAAUUUUUUCAGUAGGUGCACGAAGAUUUCAUAUAAAUUAUAGAGAGUUAAAUAGCAAAGAUACUGAUUUGCAAAAACAAGCUGUUGUAAAAGCAAUGGAUAUUGGAAGAGUAUCACGAAAUACAUAUCGAUUAUUAGCUGCAAUUGGACAUGAUCUACCAAGAGAAUGGGCUGUUUCUGCAAUGCAACAACAAAUUAAUUAUCAAAUGUCAAUAUUU
Messenger RNA from Dentiscutata erythropus, 535 nucleotides. Lineage: Eukaryota; Fungi; Glomeromycota; Glomeromycetes; Diversisporales; Gigasporaceae. The record is from the annotation of a GenBank genome assembly.